Messenger RNA from Patella vulgata (common limpet), 3247 nucleotides. RefSeq names its product protein Spindly. The record is from RefSeq and is a predicted model, not a curated record. The transcript is spliced from 11 exons. Lineage: Eukaryota; Metazoa; Mollusca; Gastropoda; Patellidae. The coding region runs from base 178 to 1872 and encodes 564 amino acids.
UUGUCCUAAACCUGUAACUUAUGUUUAGUAUAGGCUACUUGCUACACAGAAUGAUAAAAGUGGUCAAAAAUAGGCUACUAAUAAGGAUUUUAUUUCGUUUCGGGCGUUUAUUUUUUUUUUAGGAAACUUAAACUUAAAGGCGUUUAAAAUCACCCUCUGGUUGUUAACUGCUUAAUAAUGAAUGCCGAGGAAGAAAUUCGGGACCUCAAGGAAAGACUUGAAGAGCAAGAUGGAAACUGUAGGCAAGCUGCUGAGAUUGGUAAGGCGCUGUUAGAGGAGAAUAUACAGUUGAAAUCAAACAUGGAUGACAUAGUAAAACAGUAUUCAAAGAAAGUUGAAACUUUACAACAAGAUAAUUAUUCACUUUCACUCAAAGUAGAAGCUCAUGCUAAAGAAAAACUGUGGUUUGAUGAAGAAAUGUCCCAGUUAAGGACAGAUUUGCAUACACAGAAACAGAGUCUUUUAGAACAGUUUGAAAUAGAUAAAAAUCAGGAUUCACUUUACUACAAGAAACAAAUGAAUGAAUUAAAGUUAGAUUAUGAACAAGCGCAAGCCAUUGAAAAACAGUUAAAGGAGAAGAUUGAACAACUAGAGGAAUUACUUCAACAACAGUUAAACCAAACUCAGAUCUCUUCCAAAAGUUUCUAUGGUGAUGAACUUAACGAGAUGCAGCAAGAAUUAAUGAAACUUCAAGCUGAUAAUACUAAUUUAACAGCACAAAUGAUUGAUGCUCACAUGGAGUUGAAAUGUUCUCAAGAAACAUGUUCUAGUUUAAAAACUAAACUAUGUAGUAAAGAUGAAGAGAUCCAGGAGAUCCAGUGUCAUAUGACAUCAUAUUGUAAUAAUGUAGAGAAAUUGAAAACGGAAAAUGUAGAUUUAUCAGCCCAACUUGAAGCUCUGAGAAUGGAAACUAAUUCCCAUAAUAAAAAAGGCAAUUCCAUAUUUUCAGAGCUUGAAGAUAGAAGAGUGGAAGCAGAGAAAAGAUUAAUAUCACUGAGAGUUAAAAAUGAAACUUUAAAAGAAAAAUUAGAAAUUGAAAAGCAGUUACAUCAAAAGUUAAAGAUGCAGAUGGUAAUGUUAUUAAAGAUGAGUACAGGACGUAGUGAUAGUUCUACAGUAACAAGAUUACAAACACAAUUAACAGAAGCUAGAUCAACUAUCAAGGAACUAUUAGAAAAACUGGAAAAAUUUGAAAAUUCAGAGAAUAUACAGUUACCUAGUAUAACAGAUAUAGAGAAUAAAGUAGAUGAAGAAGAUAAAAAAUAUGUUCAAUAUUUAAUUACCAUGUUAAAAACAAAAGAAGUGGAAGUAAAUCGUGUUAAUAAUGAACAUCGCUACAAGAAUUUACAGUUGUUGGAUGUUAGUAAUAAACUUCUAACACAAGAAAAAUCAGUGGUGGAAUUACAACAAAAAAAUGAUGUUUUACGCAGUCAGAAUAUCAAAUUAGCCUUAAAAAAUGAAGAAUUACAAUUAAAAUACGAACCAGAACAAUUACAAGAUCAGGACAGUAAACAAGUUCUACAAAGACAAAAAGAAAAGAUUCCAUUAAGUGAAGUCAACACUGAUACAGCAGAACCUCAAAUAAUUGAAAAAAACAAUACUAGUUUAAGUGACUCUUCUUACUUACAAAUCGCUACUAGGUUAAAUAUUCCACGAAAAAAAGUUCCACUAUCAUUUAGAAAAACUGUCUCAAUAUCCAAUGAUGUGGAUAUCGUGAGUCCGGAUGGUAAAGUUGAAAGGUCAUCACUCUCAGAUGAUAAAGAGGAAACUGUGAAGUUAGAAAUUAAAGGAGCUGUGAGACCAAAAAAGGAGCAGAAAGUUAAACAAGUUAAAGUCGAACCAGAAAAUAUACAUGAAUGUAAACAACAAUAAGACAAUAUUUUGUUUUCAAAAACAUACUGGUUAAUUAGAUUAGCCAUCAGUAAAGCAACAGCAAACUUAUAACUGACCAACUGCCAAGUCGUUUAUUACUAACAGAAUCUCCCUCCGCACUCCAACAAACACAUUGCAUAUUCUAAGAGAUCAGAAAGAAGUGACAAAGAAAUUUCAUUCAAUUUAUAAUUCUUGUAAUCAACCUAUUGAUUGGUGAUGGGAAAUCUUCAUAGCAUAAUAAUGUACCAUGUUUAUUGGCAAUCUGUUUCACAGAGAAUUACGAGUCUAGUAGUAAUAUCUCUGUCAAAGAUGACUGCCUUAACACGUGCCGUCACAGCACAUGGCGUCAAUCAUUGGCUGAAUGGCGCAUGCAUGUUUACCUAAGACAUUACUGCUUCGGACAGAAUGCUGCCUUUUAGUCAUUUUAAUACCCAUUUACACUAAAUAGGAAAUAAUUUUUACCUACAAAUACUUCAAACGCCUUUAUUUAUUUUUCCAAUACAUAAAAAAAAUGUUUUAGUAUUUAAUUUGUCGCAGGAAAAAAUUUAAUAUUUGUGGCUCAUUAAAUCGCAUCGAUAUCAUCCUUAUCAGUGAUUGUAGCGGCUAAGCGAAAAUUCACUGCUGAUCAGUGUGGUUUAUUGGAUUUAGAACUCAUUUAAAUUUUGUGGCCAGAGAUCCCUUUUGAAAUUUUGUGCUAAUAAUAUAUGUAAAAUAAACAAUAGUGUGUUUAAAAAUAGGGGAGACAACUGUACAUAAAUGUCCCUACGGUCAUAUUAUCUCCCCUUAGACCACAAACAUACUCAAAAAUUAUUUAUCUACUUAUCUUUUUAAUUAUAAUUUAAUUUAUGUUGCAGAAAUGUAUAUUUUGAUUGUAGAUUAUAAUUUUUUAAUCUACGAUAUAGCCAUAUUAUCACCCUUUUGACUAUACACGAUGCUAAAAAAUUUUUUAUCAAAUCAAGUCUUAUAUGAUAAUAUUAAAAAUAUUGAUUGUAUAUUGGAUUAUUUACUCUAUGCAGGUAUGGUUAGUAUUACAAUGAUUGUGUAGAUUUGCUGAUCCUGUCUGCUAAUAGAACCAUGUUAUAGUGAGAUACUCAAGGUUUAGUCAAUAGGCAGGAAUCAACAUGGAUAGUAUUUUGUAUGUGAUAUACAUGGAUUUGUACAGCUGAAUCUAAAAUUGAUAUAAAUGUAUGAUAAACAAUAUACAUUUUUAUUUUGGGGGUUAUUUUGUCUAAAACAUUUUCCUAUUUGUAUGGUAACUAAAAAUCCAGUAAGUAUUUCUAUAUGCACAAAAAUCUCAUCGAUUCUUGGAAAGUUGUAUUUAUUAGCUUGUUCAUUUGAAAAAGGGGAUCACAAUCUGAUUAAAACACAGAUCCUA